This is a messenger RNA of Phymastichus coffea, 1364 nucleotides long. Its product is annotated as thiamin pyrophosphokinase 1-like. NCBI's taxonomy places the organism in Eukaryota, Metazoa, Arthropoda, Insecta, Hymenoptera, Eulophidae. The record is from RefSeq and is a predicted model, not a curated record. Gene Ontology annotation, molecular function: thiamine binding; ATP binding; thiamine diphosphokinase activity. Gene Ontology annotation, biological process: thiamine metabolic process; thiamine diphosphate biosynthetic process. Bases 238 to 1092 code for a protein of 284 amino acids. The transcript has 6 exons.
AUUUUCGAACAUUCUUCAGUUUACAAGGGUGUUUACAUUUUACAAUUCCUUGACAAUCAAUACUUGAUUAUUUUCACAAUAAGUCAACAAUAAGUUGACGAUUGCCAUUUGUUAUCUCAGUAUCAAAGUAUUAACGUUUUCUUUGACCGAACUGUGAUAACUUAAGAUUAUUGAUUCAUUAAAUUUCUAACCUAUAACGUGUCUCAACUAUUUGAGUUUGUAUUUUAUAAUAAUGGAAUGAGAGGUGCAACAUUUGUGAUGCAAAACCAUAAUGAAUUAAAAUUUGAAGUGUGGAAUCCGUUGAACAUAUUUUGCUGCCCAGCCCAAUUCAAUCAUGCAGUGAUUAUUCUAAACAAUCCGAUAAACUUAGGUUAUGACAUUGUACUUCCUCUAUGGAAAAAAGCACAAGUAACGGUAACAGUUGAUGGUGGAACAAAUCAUUGGAUAAAUUAUCUAGGAGAACAACAAAAGAACAGUCUAUUUAGAGGAAAAUGCAAGGAUUAUGUUCCAACACUUGUGACAGGUGACAUGGACAGUAUUUGUCCGGAGCUUUUGAAGCAGAUGGAAAAAACUGAUGCUAUCGUUUUGCAUACGCCGGACCAGUCCGACACAGAUUUUACAAAAGCCCUUAUGCAAUUGCACCUAUAUAUUACUAAAAAUAAUAUUCAUUUGGAUCAUAUUUACGUUUUUGUUGACACGUCUGGUCGAUUUGAUCACAUCAUAAGUAAUAUCAACACACUUUACAAGACUGAUAGUAUCUUGAAUCCACACAUACAGGUGAUACAAAUUUCCAGUAAUUCUAUGACAUGGGUUUUAAAACCAGGUAAACAUAAAAUACAUAUUCCCGAUGCGCUGAUAGCUCGUCAAACUUGGUGCUCUCUUAUACCUUUUGGUACGUCUACUAGUGAUAUCCGCACCACAGGCUUGAAAUGGAAUUUAGAUAAUAUUCAUACAAGCUUUGGUGGAUUACUGAGUACUUCCAAUACUUACAACGGCAAUCCAGAAGUCACCGUAAUUACAAACGAAAAAAUCACCUGGUCCAUGGGCAUUGAACCUUUUACAAAAUUUUGUGAAAAUUCAGAUACUUCAUGAUUAUUUUUAUUUUAGAAAAAAUGUACAUCGCGUAAUCUGAAUUAGAAUUAUCGAGCUCUGUUAAAUAUGCGUAAUUAAAACUGGAUUUUAUUUAAUUUGAAACAAAUAAAAUAGUUCUAUAAAUUUAUCGAGACUAGUACUUUCAUGAAAAAUUGUUGUGUAUGUUAUUUUGUGAACUUAAAAAGAUAUUUGUAUAUAAAGGUGCUGUCACUUUAUAGCUUUUAUGAACAGUCACAAAUCAAUAUACUUGAAAUUCCAAUAUAGAUAUACGA